Molecule: messenger RNA, 3117 nt
Organism: Prorocentrum cordatum
Lineage: Eukaryota; Dinophyceae; Prorocentrales; Prorocentraceae
Source: the annotation of a GenBank genome assembly
GAGGUCCAGCGGAUGGCCGAGGCCCACCUCCAGGAGGAAGCUGCCUUGAAGUCCGAGGCGGCGCGCCUCAGGCAGGAGGCGGCAGAGCAAGGGCCCAGAGAGCAGGCCCUGAGGUCCGAGGCGGAGCACCUCCGGCGGGAGGCGGCGGAGCAGCGGGCCAGGGCGGACGCCGCCGCCAGGAGGGCCGAGGAGCUCGAGGAGCUGCUGCAGAGGCCUCCGGCGGAGCGCGCCUCGGCGAGCGCCGCCGAGGCCGAGCCGCCCCGCGGCGCCGCCGUGGGGCGGACCGCGUCGCCAGGGGCGAAGGCCCGCCUGCGGGAGCAGCUGGAGCAGCAGGCCGGGCCUGGCGAGGAGGGGGCGGAGGAGCCGGCCGCGGAGCCCGGGCGCCCAUGGGCCGAGGCUGCGGCAGCGAGGGCCCGUUGCAGGGAGCUGCUGGCGGAGGGGCUGGCGGCGGGGCCGGAGGCGCUGUGCGCCGCACUGGCGCCCGCCCCGAGCGUCGCGGCCGCCUCGGCGAGCCUCGUGGAGCUCGACUCGGUGGACGGCGCCUCGGCUAACCGCGCCGCCGCGGACGAUGCCGAGCUGCGGGCGGCGCGGGCGGAGGUCGAGGCGGUGACGCAGCGGCACGAGAUGUGCAAGGCCGUGGCGGAGGGGCUCAAGCAGGAGGCCGAGAGGCAGAGAGCCAGGGCGGACGAAGCCACCAGGAGGUUCGAGGAGCUGAGCGAGCUGCAGCAGAGGGCGGCGCAGGAGGGGCGCAUCAUGAGCGCUUCGGCGCCUCACGGCGUGGCGGACACGGAGAGGUUCCGCGCGACCUUCCGGCGGCUGCUGGAGCAGAGGCUGCAGUCGGGCAACCUGCGCGCGACCCUCGCCGCAGACGAGGCGGCGUCCGCCGCCGAACGGACGGGGCACCCGACAUCGGAGGCACGCGCCAGCCCAGCCGUUGCCGCGGCGACGGCGGCCUGCACGGGCGGCGCGGGCGUGGCGCCCGCGGCCCCGCCCGAGCCCACGCAGCCAGCUGCCGAGGCGGAGUCCUGUGCCGGAUUGGCCGGCGCGGCGCCGGCGGCCGGCGCGGGCAGCGUAGGCGCAACGCUUGCGGCACCGCCUGGGCCAGCGCAGCCAGUUGCCGAGGCCUGCUCCCCCGACGCGGAUUCCUGUGGUGGCUCGGCUGGCGCGACGCUGGCGGCCAGGGGCGCAGCGCCCGCGGCCCAGCCCGAGCCCGCGCAGCCGCCUGCCGAGGCGUGCUCAAGCAGGCGCUCGGAGGAGGAGGCCAGCACGGGCGUAGCGCCCGUAGCACCGCCCCUAGCGCAGCCAGCUGCCGCUGCUGGCUCCCGUGCAGAGGCGGAGGCUGGUGCUGGCCUGGCUGGCGCGGCGUUUGCGGCUGACGCGGGUUGCGCGGGCGCAGCGCCUGCAGCCCCGCCCGACCUCGCGCAGCCGCCUGCCGACGCUUGUUCCAUGCGCUCGGAAGCGGAGGCCAGUGCCAGCCUGGCUGGCGCGGUGCGUGCGGCUAGCGCGGGCAGCGCGGGCGUAGCGCUGACGCAGCCGGUUGCCGAGGCGGAGUCCUGUGCUGGCCUGGUCGGCGCGGCGCCGACGGCCGGCGCGGGCAGCGUAGGCGCAACGCUUGCGGCACCGCCUGGGCCAGCGCAGCCAGUUGCCGAGGCCUGCUCCCCCGACGCGGAUUCCUGUGGUGGCUCGGUUGGCGCGACGUUGGCGGCCAGGGGCGCAGCGCCCGCGGCCCAGCCCGAGCCCGCGCAGCCGCCUGCCGAGGCGUGCUCAAGCAGGCGCUCGGAGGAGGAGGCCAGUUCGGGCGUAGCGCUCGUAGCACCGCCCCUAGCGCAGCCAGCUGCCGCUGCCGGCUCCCGUGCAGAGGCGGAGGCCGGUGCCGGCCUGGCCAGCGCGGCGUCGGCGGCUGACGCGGGCAGCACGGGCGCAGCGCCUGCAGCCCCGCCCGACCUCGCGCAGCCGCCUGCCGACGCUUGUUCCAUACGCUCGGAAGCGGAGGCUAGUGCCAGCCUGGCUGGCGCGGUGCGUGCGGCUAGCGCGGGCAGCGCGGGCGUAGCGCUGACGCAGCCGGUUGCCGAGGCGGAGUCCUGUGCUGGCCUGGUCGGCGCGGCGCCGACGGCCGGCGCGAGCAGCGUAGGCGCAACGCUUGCGGCACCGCCUGGGCCAGCGCAGCCAGUUGCCGAGGCCUGCUCCCCCGACGCGGAUUCCUGUGGUGGCUCGGCUGGCGCGACGUUGGCGGCCAGGGGCGCAGCGCCCGCGGCCCAGCCCGAGCCCGCGCAGCCGCCUGCCGAGGCCUGCUGCUCGGCCAGGCGCUCGGAAGCGGAGGCCAGCACGGGCGUAGCGCCCACAACACCGCCCGACCUGGCGCAGCCGCCUGCCGACGUUUGCUCCAGGCGCUCGGAAGCGGAGGCUAGUGCCAGCGUGGCCGGCGCGGCGCUUGCGGCUGGCGCGGGCAGCGCGGGCGUAGUGCCUGCGGCACCACCCGAGCCUGCACAGCCUCAGCCAGCUGCCGCUGCCAGCUGCCCUGACGUGAAGUACCGUGCUGGCUCGGACGGCGCGGCGCUGGUGGCUGGCUGCGCAGCGCCCGCGGCUCCGCCCGAGCCCGCGCAGCCAGCUGACACUGCCCGCUCCCCUGCUGACAGGCCUUCGGAGACGGAGGCCAGUGCUGGCUUGGCGGGCGCGGCUCCUGCGGCCGACGCGGGCAGCGCGGGCGCAGCGCCCGCGGCACCGCCCCGCAAGCGGCUGGAGGUCGAGGCCCGCGUCCUGGCGCUGCUGGAGCAGAAGCUGGUGGCCGGCGAGCUACAGGAAGCCUUCGACGCGAUGGCCGCCGCGGACGCCCCGGCCGCCACGGGCCCGGGCAUCUGGGGCGCCCGCGCGCUCUCGCGCAGGGUGGGCCCGCGGGACGAGGUCGCUGGGCCUCCACAUGGCGAGCCCUCCCGCGCGGCGGCCCCGCGGUGCGAGCCCGGAGCGGCGCCCGAUCGGGACGCGGCCGCGGACUUGCCGCAGCCCGCGGCCGGCGACGUAGCGGCGCCGCGUGCGCCAGCGGAAGCCUCGCCCGCGGCCUGCGCGGCCAGCUCCAGAGCGGCGCCAGCCACGCCGCAGCGGCGCAGCGCGGGCGCCUCG